Messenger RNA from Mesitornis unicolor (brown roatelo), 2156 nucleotides. RefSeq names its product KIAA1467 ortholog (gene FAM234B). Gene Ontology annotation, molecular function: protein binding. The record is from RefSeq and is a predicted model, not a curated record. The transcript is spliced from 13 exons. Lineage: Eukaryota; Metazoa; Chordata; Aves; Mesitornithiformes; Mesitornithidae. The coding region runs from base 2 to 1873 and encodes 623 amino acids.
UAUGGCUACGGUGCUGUCCCGGGCGCUGAAGCUGCCGGGAAAGAAGAGCCCGGACCUUGGGGAAUACGAUCCCCUCACUCAGGCUGACAGUGAUGAAAGUGAAGAUGACCUGGUACUCAACAUCCAGAAGAACGGGGGGGUCAAGAACGGGAAGAGCCCUCCUGAGGAGGUGCAGGACCCUGACUCUGAUGUGGAGGUUGGGAUGACAAAGCAGCACACAUCAGAGAGCGCACCUGAGGGUUAUCCUGCAGAAACAGCUGGGAGUUUGGAGCAGAAGGCUGCUCCCUCCCUCAUGCCAUACCUGCGCACAGCAAUCUUUUUGCUUACUGUGGUGGUCUCGAUGAUUCUUGUGUUGGUGUGCGCAUUUCUAAUUCCCUGUCCCCCUAGAGACUUGCAUAACACCUGGAACCGCAACCUAGGUCAGGGAGCAGGUGGUGUGUUAUCCCCACUGGAGCUGUGUGAUGUGAAUGGUGAUGGUCUACCUGACAUCCUCAUUGCCUUCACUGCCUUGAUGAAUGCUAGCGUCAAGGGUGUCUCUAGGCCCUCUGUAACUGUGGUGGCGCUUUCUGGUAUGAAUGGCAGCACCCUGUGGUCCAUCCAGCUUCCAGAGGAGACUCAGAGUGUGCAGUGCAAAGGGCUGUCACUGCGGUCACCUGCAGAGCCUGUCUGCCUUGUUACAGGAACAUCAAAAUUCCUCAGCCUUCUCAGUGCCUCCACAGGCAAGACCAUCUGGACACUGAACUCCAUCCACCUUUCAAGUGGGAUCCUGGCUGCACCGGCUGCAACUCUUCCAGAUGUAGAUGGAGAUGGGAUUAGGGAUAUUGUUGUUCUGGGCCUCAAAGAGACACAGCCUGAUGUGUUUUUCAUCUUGGUGUCAGGGAAGACUGGGACUGCUUUGGGUGGGCCUGUGAAGUACAGCACCAAUGGAGAAGGGAAAGUGAUUGGCCCCCAAGUCCACAUCACCAGCCAGGGAGCCAUCUACAUCCUGUUUGGUUUUGGUAAUGUUCAAGCAGUUGCCCUGAGAGAUAUCUUUACCCAAGCCAGAAACCGGGACAGCUUUCCUGCAAUGCUGCAGCAGGAGGAGCCAGAGUGGGAAAAGCGCAGAUCUGUCAACCUGUCAGAGCUCAUUGACAUUUACAGUGGGGGUGUUGACUUCCUGCAGACAAUGAAGUCAUCUGACACAAACUGCAGCAACCUGCUGAUCACAACCAAAGACAGCUUGAUCCUACUGCGGGGACAGGACCUGGAGCCCCACUGGACCCUGGAACUGCAGAACAUCAGCAGCCAGCCUGUACCAGGUUACUUCGGUGCUGACCAAACUCUGGACUUCAUGCUCCAAGCACACACUGGAAAUGGGAACAAAAAGGUGGUGGUGGUAGAUGGCAAAUCCGGCCUCCCUGUUUGGAACCAGGAAUUCCUGUGGCAGAAGCAACAACUUGAUGCGCUGUCGGUGAUGACUUUGGAUAAGAAGUCUGUUUUUCUCUUCUGGGCUGAUGAAGCACAGCCUGUGUUACAAAGUUUGCAACCUGGUCCCGGACCUGAGCGCCCAGGGCUGCGCCACCUCUAUCUCCUCCAUCCUGUAUUUCCUACAGUCCUUUUGGACCUCACCAAUGCCACAGACAAAGUCAUUGCUUCAGCAGUUGGGAUUAACGAUCUCCAGAAAGAUGCAUUUCACAUCACUGUAACAACAACUGCAACCUCUGAAAAACAACCAGGAAUUCUCUCAGUCAGCAAGCUGAGCCUGAAGUGGGCCAUGAUGAGUCAAGGUCGAAUGGUGUGGCUAAAGGACACCACCACUCCCAAAAUAAGCCGUGGAGAAGUGAGGCGAUUUCUUGCCCGGCUGAAAUUUGUUGACUUUCUUCAGAAGCUCUAGCCUGGUGGUUCCUUAGAUUUUGGUUGGAUCUGUGGCCUGUAUGGGGAAUACAGGAAGCUGCUCUGCGGAUCUUCAGGAAAACUGCUGUGCAGAGGGAAUGGGAGCUAAAAGCACUUCCCCUUUCUUCAGCUCUCUGGGGAAUGCUUCUGGAAGCAGGUUUGUCCUAGGCAGACCUGCCCUCUACCAGAGGAACCUUGUUCAGUGUCUCCCCCUCCAUAUGCUGUUCUUGCAUGCUUCCUUCCGGGUAACAUGGAAAUGUGAAUUCAGAAUUUAUAUACAUAUA